Molecule: messenger RNA, 1938 nt
Organism: Xenopus laevis (African clawed frog)
Lineage: Eukaryota; Metazoa; Chordata; Amphibia; Anura; Pipidae
Gene: tsr3.L
Product: TSR3, 20S rRNA accumulation, homolog (S. cerevisiae) L homeolog
Exons: 7
Coding region: 186-1136 (316 amino acids)
Biological process (GO): enzyme-directed rRNA pseudouridine synthesis; maturation of SSU-rRNA; rRNA processing
Cellular component (GO): cytoplasm
Molecular function (GO): transferase activity; rRNA small subunit aminocarboxypropyltransferase activity; S-adenosyl-L-methionine binding
Source: RefSeq, a predicted model, not a curated record
GGAUUAGCUGUAACUGUGGCUCGGGAAACUGCCGGAUAAUAAUUGGUUGAGGCGGGGACGUGAAACAUACAAUAGUUAGCGGCGACCGGGAAGCGUGUUAGAUGGGGGCCGGAAGUGAGGCUUUAAGCAAGGAGACAGGUUUGACAGGCCAAUGUCAGGAGCUGAUAUUUAACUAAGCAGCCGUCAUGGGGAAAAAGAAAGCGCAGAGGGAUGGAAAAGCUGCUCCUGCUGCUAAACAGAAAGAAUGUCGGCAUAAGAAAACAUCAAAGAGCCUGGAAGCUUUUGCUAGUGAAGUGCAUGAUGCUUUAGAUGCCAGCAUUCAGCAGGAUGGAGCAGAAGGGAGUGAAACCAAAGUUAAGUUUCCUUGUGCGCUUGCCAUGUGGGAACUGGGACACUGCGACCCAAAGAGAUGUACGGGACGGAAACUUGUCAGGAAAGGCUUUGUCAGGAACCUGCGGAUCAGCCAAAGGUUUAAUGGUCUGAUCCUGAGUCCAAUGGGAACCUUGUACGUCUCUCCAGCUGACAAACAGAUCGUAGCAGACAGCGGAGUAGCGGUGAUAGAUUGCUCAUGGGCUAAACUGGAUGAAACACCCUUUGCUAAAAUGAGAGGAAGCCAUCCCCGACUGCUGCCUUACCUGAUAGCGGCAAACCCGGUGAAUUAUGGGCGGCCCUGCAAGCUGUCCUGUGUAGAAGCUUUUGCUGCAACUUUUUGCAUUGUAGGAUUCCCGGAACUGGCCACUAUCCUCCUGAGGAAAUUCAAAUGGGGAAAAGUUUUUCUGGAGCUGAACAAGGAUCUAUUGGAGAAAUACAGUAACUGCCAGAAUGUGGAAGAAGUGCUGACAGUGGAGAGGGAAUAUCUAGCAUCGGCCAAUGAUAAAGAUAAUGAAGAUAUCGAUCCGUUUGAUGUUGAAUCUGGCAGAGAGUUUUCCAAUCUGAAUAGAGAUAUCACAUCUAACAGAAAGGCAUGUGAUCAUGAGGACGACACAGAUGAGGAAGAGGAUGAUGAUGCAGAUGAUGGAACAGAUGAAUCUGAAAGUGAUGAAGAAGCAAGUUCAGAAGAGGAGAGCAACGAUGAAGCAGCAGCAGCAAGAAAACCAGAAAUAUGGAAAGGAGCAAAAAAGAGACUUAGAGACUAGAAUAUCAUUGGAGCUCUCAAUCACAGUGUGCAGCAGUGCUAAUAUAUAUUGAAUUAAGUACCCCCUCUUGUAAAUUAUAAGGAUAUUAUAAGUUAUCGAGGAGUUUCAUGACCAUAUUAUACAGGUCAUGGAACUACGAGGUAACUUCUAAUAUCCUUAUAGUUUGCAACUGGGGGUACUUUAUUUAUAUUACUAUAUUUAUUAUAAUACACAAGUUUCAGUGAGUCAUGGGACAGAAAUAACAUCAGAACUCACCAUUUAUAACUGAUGACAUCAGAGCUCCCUGUUUAUACGAUUUACAAGAUAUUCAUGGCUUUUGUGUAUUAUAUAAAGAUAAGUGGGUCUUCCAUCAGAUAAUGAAAGGUCAUGUAUUUCCUGGCUGAAUGAUUAAAGCAGUGAUGAGCAUUGUGUUUGCAAAUCCUUGUGGCACCCAUGCAUUCCCUUCUCACAUGUUCUUAAACAAGAAGGAAAAGUCGCUGAGUGGUGCCAGUUUGUUAGUUGGAGUUCAAAUCAAAUUUUACCCUAAGAAGUGACCGUGCACUAUUUUGUUCCGUGGCCUCAGCGUGUAGCACACGGAGAAAAGAUUUGGACUGUGCUUUUCUGUGUUGGAGCAACAAUUUCCAUUGCAGAAAAGAAACUGUUCCAUGUGCAAUUCCUGAGUAGUAAUUACUAUUAGCAGCCCUAUAAGGGUCAGCUCCCUUUUUUAAAGAGGAUCUUAUUAUAUAAACUCAAAGCAAUUGCAGUAGUUGCCAUGUUUUGUGUGAACACAGUGUAUAUUUUGAUUAAAAUUAUAUUCAAUGUA